GUCGUGCGCUCCCGGCAGGGAAAGUCCAUCAGUUCGAUAAUGGAGGAGAACAAUGACUCCACGGAGAACCCCCCACAGAGCCAAGGGAGGCAGAACGCCAUCAAGUGUGGGUGGCUGAGGAAGCAAGGAGGCUUUGUCAAGACUUGGCAUACUCGCUGGUUUGUGCUCAAGGGGGAUCAGCUCUAUUAUUUCAAGGAUGAAGAUGAAACCAAGCCCUUGGGCACUAUUUUUCUGCCUGGAAAUAAAGUCCUUGAACAUCCUUGCAAUGAAGAAAACCCAGGGAAGUUCCUUUUUGAGGUAGUUCCAGGAGGCGAUCGAGAUCGGAUGACAGCAAAUCAUGAGAGCUACCUUCUCAUGGCGAGCACCCAAAAUGAUAUGGAAGACUGGGUGAAGUCCAUCCGCCGAGUCAUAUGGGGACCUUUCGGCGGGGGCAUUUUUGGACAGAAACUGGAAGACACUGUCCGCUAUGAGAAGAGAUACGGGAACCGUCUGGCCCCCAUGUUGGUGGAGCAGUGCGUGGACUUUAUCCGACAACGGGGGCUGAAGGAAGAGGGUCUCUUUCGACUGCCAGGCCAGGCUAAUCUUGUUAAAGAGCUCCAGGAUGCCUUUGACUGCGGAGAGAAGCCAUCAUUUGACAGCAACACAGAUGUACACACAGUGGCAUCGCUUCUUAAAUUGUAUCUCCGGGAACUUCCAGAACCAGUUAUUCCUUACGCAAAGUAUGAAGAUUUUUUGGCGUGUGCCAAGCUGCUGAGCAAGGAGGAGGAAGCAGGUGUUAAGGAAUUAGCAAAGCAGGUGAAGAGUUUGCCAGCGGUCAAUUACAACCUCCUCAAGUAUAUUUGCAGGUUCUUGGAUGAAGUACAGUCGUAUUCUGGAGUUAACAAAAUGAGUGUGCAGAACUUGGCAACUGUCUUUGGUCCUAAUAUCCUGAGACCCAAAGUGGAAGAUCCUUUGACUAUCAUGGAGGGCACUGUGGUGGUCCAGCAGCUGAUGUCAGUGAUGAUUAGCAAACAUGAUCGCCUCUUCCCCAAAGACGCAGAACUACAGAGCAAGCCCCAAGACGGCGUGAGCAACAACAACAAUGAAAUUCAGAAGAAAGCCACCGUGGGUCAGUUACAGAACAAGGAGAACAACAAUACCAAGGACAGCCCUGGGAGGCGGUGCUCUUGGGAUAAGUCCGAGUCACCUCAGAGAAGCAGCGUGGACAACGGGUCACCCACAGCUCUGUCAAGCAGCAAAACCAACAGCCCGAGGAGCAGUGUUCACAAGCCAGAUGUCUCCAGGAGCCCCCCUCUCAUGGUCAAAAAGAACCCAGCCUUCAGCAAGGGCAGUGGGAUAGUCACCAACGGCUCCUUCAGCAGCAGUAAUGCGGAAGGUUUCGAGAAAACCCAGACCACCCCCAACGGGAGCUUGCAGGCCAGAAGGACCUCUUCGCUGAAGGGGUCUGGCACCAAGAUGGGCACCCACAGCGUGCAGAAUGGGACGAUGCGUGUGGGUGUCUUGAACAGCGACACCCUCGGGAACCCUGUGAACGGUCGAAGCUUGAGCUGGCUGCCGAACGGCUACGUGACCCUGCGGGACAACAGGCAGAAAGAGCAGUGCGGAGAGUCGGGCCAGCACAACAGACUUUCCACCUACGACAACGUCCAUCAGCAGUUCUCCACGAUGAACCUCGACGACAAGCAGAGCGUGGACAGCGCCACCUGGUCCACUUCCUCCUGCGAAAUCUCCCUCCCCGAGAACUCCAACUCCUGCCGCUCUUCCACCACCACCUGCCCGGAGCAGGACUUUUAUGGUGGGAACUUUGAGGACCCCAUUUUGGAUGGGCCCCCGCAGGACGACCUUGCCCACCCCGGGGACUAUGAAAGCAAAAGCGACCGCAGGAGUGUGGGAGGUCGGAGCAGUCGCGCCACCAGCAGCAGUGACAACAGCGAGACAUUUGUUGGUAACAACACCAGCAACCACAGUGCCCUGCACAGUUUAGUGUCCAGCCUGAAACAGGAAAUGACCAAGCAGAAGAUAGAGUACGAGUCCAGGAUAAAGAGCUUAGAACAACGAAACUUGACUUUGGAAACAGAAAUGAUGAGUCUCCACGAUGAACUAGAUCAAGAGAGGAAAAAGUUUACAAUGAUAGAAAUCAAAAUGCGAAAUGCCGAGCGAGCAAAAGAAGACGCUGAGAAAAGAAAUGACAUGCUACAGAAGGAAAUGGAGCAGUUUUUUUCCACGUUUGGGGAGCUGACAGUGGAACCCCGGAGAACCGAGCGAGGAAACACGAUAUGGAUCCAGUGAGCCUGCGUCCCCACUGUCUCCUGGCUCUGGGAAGAACUCCGGGGGUUCUGGGGGGAUAGUAUGUGGGAUCAGGUGGCUGGUCACCUGGCUGUACAGAGCUCUGACUGGUGAAGGAAUAUCAUUUCCAGACGUUAACCAUCCGUAUCCGCGAUGUGUACCAAAGUUAUAUCAUGCCUCAUGAUGCUACUGUCAAGUGUUACAACUGGAUGUGUGUAUAUAGAGUAGUUUUUAAACCGUAAACUAAAAAUGAGAAGCAUAUCGCAAGAAUUAUUUUAUUGCAAGUCUUGUAUUUAAAAUGUUAAAUCGAUACGUUGUUGCAAUUUAGCUUGCUUUCAAGCUUCACCUCUUGCACUUAACAUGAGCUAUUUUUGGCAUUGUGUUAUCAUCAGCUUAUUUUAUAGAUCAAUAUUUUUAUUUCCCUUUUUGCUGAAGAAUUGAAGAUAAGCAGAAAUAUAAAUAUAUAUAUAUAAAUAUAUAUAAGAUGAGUUAUUAAAAUCAAAAGAAAAAUACUUUGUGGCUGUGCUAUUUGUGCCAAUAGACCUUGCCAUGACCAAAAAGAGAGAUGUAAAUAGUUUUAUAAAACACAGUAGCAUCACCAGGAACCUCUGACCUGCUCUUUCAGUCCUUGCCUUGGCACUUCUCAGUUUUGCUUUGUGAGACGACUUGACGUAGAAACUUGGAAGCUGCGUAAGAAAGCCCCAUCCAAGCCCCCUGCCUGCUUUGUCAGAUCCCUGGGCGAGUAUCUCCUACGCAGGAUGCUCCUCGAGGGCAACAAUGGUAAAGAAUGGCAUUUUACCAGCCGCGCCUUGAAUUACUCUGUUCUUCCGGAAUGAAUCUCUUUGACGGCUAGAUGGUUGUUACAGGAAUUCUUCCUGCAGUUUGAAAGUUGGGAAACAACACUUGCUAACCCGUGCCCACAUGAGCACCUGUCCGCCCCCUAAAACCUCUCUCUGCCCCCAGCAAUUACACGUUGGAACACCAGCAGUGAAAUGGCACCACUGUGUCCCUCUCGGUGCAGCUGCUACAGUGUGUGCCAGAUGGUGACAUUUUUCUCUCACUAAGGCUGCUGCAGCCUGGGGUUCCUUCUGCACUGUAGCUGGCAAAGGUGUUUUGCAGCAAGAGGAGGAUGGGGGGGUGCAGUUCGGGAGAACGACCAGGAGGAGAAAGAGAAAAGUUUGGAGGAAACAAACUAUUUUGCUUCGAAUUUUAACAUCAUUCUUCCCUGUUGAAAACAUAGUCAUUCACAAUAAUUUUAAAUCGUGAAUGUUUGAAGGUCCAAUUUUGACAAAUGUGAACAUCAGUAAUGCUAACUUUUUAGAAAAACCCAGCGCUCUCUGGAGCUAGAGUUUUGGAAGAACAAUUCUUCACACUUCAAUAAGGCAAUGAUUUUGGGAAGCCAGGCAAAUAAAUCUCACAAAAAGUCACAAAAGGCAUAAUUGGAAAUAAAGACCACAUACUUGAGUUCAUGAAAUUUGCGUUGUUUGAAGGUUGUGAGUUUGCGUGUGUUUAUUUUCAAGGGGACCAUGGUCUUCAUUCUUACCAGGGUCCUGCUUUUGUUUCCACCUGCCUGCUGAGCAAGUGUGGUGUGGUCCUUUGGUAUCAAGCAGUAUCUGUAUAGCAAUAACUUCUUUAUCUUUAGUUCCACUUUCCAAUUAUUUAACCAGAUACUUCCACAUGGAUAUCCUACAGGAAAUGCAAACUCAAAAUGUGCAAGAUUGAUCUCAGUAACUCUCCCUCUACACCUUUUCAUCUUUUUCCAGCCCCUAUCUUAAUUAAUGAAAACCUCAGACUCACCCAGGAAGCUGGGCGAUACAAUAGUAAUAAAAUAAAUGUCACGCAGUCAAACUGCUUGGGUUCAAAUUGUCUACAAUUUUCCAGCUGUUACCGAACCUCCAAUGCGUAACUUUUCCCUCUGUGCAAUUGGAAUAAUAAAAAUGCUGCUCCCAUAGA
Molecule: messenger RNA, 4239 nt
Organism: Propithecus coquereli (Coquerel's sifaka)
Lineage: Eukaryota; Metazoa; Chordata; Mammalia; Primates; Indriidae
Gene: ARHGAP24
Product: Rho GTPase activating protein 24
Exons: 10
Coding region: 40-2289 (749 amino acids)
Biological process (GO): negative regulation of Rac protein signal transduction; negative regulation of ruffle assembly; wound healing, spreading of epidermal cells
Cellular component (GO): focal adhesion
Molecular function (GO): GTPase activator activity
Source: RefSeq, a predicted model, not a curated record